GGAAAGGAAAGAAAGAAAGAAAAGUAGAAAACUACACUCUUGAGGUCCAUUCUCAAUCUUAUUAAUAUAUUUUUGUGUAGAUGAAGAUCAACAAGAGAAGGUGUUGUUGUGAGUUGUGUUGUUAUGGUACCUUCCUUCAACCACAAAACCUCUCUCCCUCUACCACCCAUUCUCUUCUCUCUCUCUCUCUCCCUUCCUCCAUCUCUCACCUUCUCAAUCUCAUCACCACCACCAUCAUCAUCAUUAUCUUCUCCAAUCUCUAUAACCUCGAAAUCCCUCAAAACCUCACCCUCAAACCAAAUGAAAUGACCCUCUUGUGAGAACAUUUUUUCCCCCUUAAGAAAAGGUCAAAGGCUGCAACUUUUUCUUAACCAAUCUCACAUUUUUUAUUUUUCAACGUAUUUUGGCCAGGUUUGGUUUUCUGGGUUGUCUUGGAAUUCAAAAAAGAUUCCAACUUUGAAGAUGGGUAGGGGUGGAACCGCCGCGGCGGCGGCGGAGGUCGCCGAACCCGGUUUAAGGCCGGUUUAUUUCAAAGAACAGCGAUAUAGGGGCGUCAGAAAAAGACCGUGGGGCCGGUUCGCUGCCGAAAUCAGAGACCCUUUGAAGAAAGCCAGGGUUUGGCUCGGAACCUUUGACACCGCCGAGGAGGCGGCGCGUGCCUACGACACGGCGGCGAGAACCCUCCGGGGACCAAAGGCGAAGACCAAUUUCCCUCUUUCUCCGCCGUUCUACCAUCCCGAUCCAUUUUCCGAUCACCGGCACUUCGCCAACACCGGCGAAGAUUUCCACGAUCACCGGCGACCAACAUCCAGUGGCAUGAGCAGCACCGUAGAGUCCUUCAGCGGCCCCCGUGCUGCCGUGCCGGCGACAGCGCCGGUGGCCACCGGCCGGAGAUAUCCCCGGACGCCACCCGUUAUCCCCGAGGACUGCCGCAGCGACUGCGAUUCGUCGUCCUCCGUCGUUGACGACGGCGAAGGCGACAACGUGGCGUCGUCGUUCCCGCGAGAACCGUUGCCGUUUGAUCUAAACGCGUUGCCGUUAGACGAUGCUGACGUGGCAACCGAUGAUCUGUUCUGCACCGUUCUUUGCCUCUGAUGAGAAAAAAUGAAAAAACGGAACGAAAUGAUGUAUUUGGUUCGUUGACGGAAUUAUUAUUAUUUUUUUCUUUCUUACUCUUUAUCAUCUACUUGAAUUUUUUUUUAUCUUUCUCUUUUUCCCCCUUUUUUUUACUAUGCGGAGAAAAAUGAAAAAGAAAAAUGUGAUUGAUGAUCAGUUAUGAAGAUUAUGGUGAUAUGAUCUUAAUUUCUGUGAAGAGUAAUUCUUCAGGGUAUUGUUGCA
Glycine soja is the source of this 1338-nucleotide messenger RNA. RefSeq names its product ethylene-responsive transcription factor 3-like. Gene Ontology annotation, molecular function: DNA binding; DNA-binding transcription factor activity. Bases 463 to 1095 code for a protein of 210 amino acids. Lineage: Eukaryota; Viridiplantae; Streptophyta; Magnoliopsida; Fabales; Fabaceae. The record is from RefSeq and is a predicted model, not a curated record. Gene Ontology annotation, biological process: regulation of DNA-templated transcription. The transcript has a single exon.